Messenger RNA from Syzygium oleosum, 1738 nucleotides. Its product is annotated as receptor-like protein 51. Gene Ontology annotation, molecular function: protein binding. NCBI's taxonomy places the organism in Eukaryota, Viridiplantae, Streptophyta, Magnoliopsida, Myrtales, Myrtaceae. The record is from RefSeq and is a predicted model, not a curated record. The transcript has a single exon. Bases 1 to 1410 code for a protein of 469 amino acids.
AUGGCACCGCCGCCCACGUUCCUCCUCCCCCUCCUCCUCCUCCUCCUCUCCUCCGCCGCCGCCGCCGCUCCCGCCGCCGCCGCCAACUCCUCUGCCUCCCCGCCACACGCCAUUUCCCCCACCGCCUCCCCCUCCCCUGCCCGCAACCACAGCCUCUCCCCCACCACCACUCCGGCCGCCCCCGCCCCCGCCACCGCCACCGCCACCCCCUCCCCCUCCGCCUCCCCCGCCGCCCUCCCCACCCCCUCCUCCUCCUCCUCCGCCCUCGACCCGAAGCAGCUGCAAGCCCUGGAGUCCCUCAACAUCCCGCUCCCCAAGGACCCCUGCUCCGCCCAGUCGGCGGCCACCGCCUGCGACGCCGGCAAGCCCUUCCGCCACCUCACCUCGCUCCUCCUCGCCAACUGCUCCCCGGACGACGUCGCCCUCUCCUUCACCGCCCUCAAGUCCCUCUCCACCCUCCGGUCCCUCUCCUUCCUCAACUGCCCCGUCGCCGCCCCCGCCCGCCUCCCCGCCGACCUCGCCGCCUCCCUCCGCUCCUUCUCCUGCGUCCGCAGCCUCCGCCACCUCACCGGCGUCUGGCUCUCCCGCCUCCAGAACCUCACCGAGCUCACCGUCUCCGGCGUCCCCGUCAACGCCUCCGGCCUCUACGUCAUCCUCGGCAACGUCAAGAACCUCAGGUCCCUCGCCAUCUCUCGCGCCAAUGUCACCGGCUAUGUACCCAAGCACUGGCACCUCAACACCAGCCGCAUCGAUCUGUCAGGUAAUCAGCUCAAGGGGCGGAUACCCACCUCGAUUACUUUCCUCGAAAACCUCGAAUUGUUGAAUCUUUCUUCGAAUGCGCUCGCCGGAGAGAUACCCGCCGAGAUCGGCAACUUGAUCUCGCUCAAGAACCUGUCUUUGGGGUCCAAUUCGAUCUCCGGGAGCGUCCCGGAGUCGAUGUCUGCAAUCCCAGGCCUUGUCCACGUUGAUCUGGGCUCGAAUCAGCUGAACGGGACGAUUCCCAAGUUCUUCACCGAGAUGAAAAGUCUCAAGUACUUGAAUCUUGAGAAGAACAACUUCCAUGGGAUCAUGCCUUUCAAUGAGUCUUUUAUCAACAAACUGGUGGUCUUCAAGAUUGGGGACAACAGCAACUUGUGCUAUAACCACACUGUCAUGUCGUCGAAAGUGAAGCUCGGGAUCUCGCCUUGCGACAAGCACGGGCUCCCGCUGUCACCUCCGCCGGCAAAGGCGGACUCGUCUGCAGAUGAUAGCAGCUCGUCAGACAACAACGACGGUGAUGACAGCGAUUCUUCUGGCAAGAGUGGUCGCCACCACGGGCCAAAUAAGGUGGUUCUCGGUUUCGCGAUCGCGCUUUCUUCCAUUGUGUUCCUUAUUGUGUUCCUGGUUCUCCUAUCUAGAUGUUGUAAAUGAUACAUAUACGAGAACUUGCCGUUGCCAAAUUAGGAAUUAUAGAAGUAGGGAAGAAAGUUGCCAAGUUAGCGAUGAUUUAAUUGUUUGAUUCAUAUACACGAGGGUCUUCAUGAAGAGGGUCAAUUGCAGAGGGGGGGAUAACACAAGAUUGGGGAGAGAAUUGCAGGGGGUGAUAUUUCCAUUGAUUAUUUCCUAUGUUUGUCUGGGUAUUGUGUGUUAUAUAACUCAUAAGGUGGUUGUUUUGCUAGCGAGGGAUACUAGUAUAUAUGCCCUGUGAAAAUGUUAUCGCCAGUUGAGCUUGAAAGUUGAAAGAUUCAUUCACUUUAAA